Molecule: messenger RNA, 2391 nt
Organism: Eucalyptus grandis
Lineage: Eukaryota; Viridiplantae; Streptophyta; Magnoliopsida; Myrtales; Myrtaceae
Product: serine carboxypeptidase-like 20
Exons: 15
Coding region: 558-2048 (496 amino acids)
Biological process (GO): secondary metabolic process; proteolysis
Molecular function (GO): serine-type carboxypeptidase activity; acyltransferase activity, transferring groups other than amino-acyl groups
Source: RefSeq, a predicted model, not a curated record
GCACUUCGUGCAUCUGGUGCCGUCGAAGCCACUUCAGCGCUGCCCGAACUGCUAAUUCACUCCCUCGCCAACAUUCCUCACGCCCCAGAUCGGAUUUGACCCAGGAAUCCCCGGAAGCCUGAAACUCUUAACACCCGCACGAAUUGUAAUGGUGCUGAUAAUGACGAUGAUGAUAAUAAUAAUAAUCUCUGAUGAAGAUUUUCUUGCAGGAGUUUUUCAUUCGGGUCCAAUGAAAAUCAAGAAACCCAUGUCCGGAUCAUUCCAAGAAAAGAUGGGUUUUCUUUAAACCACUCAGCCACUGGGAAGAGAAUCAUUGCGGACACGGCACCUGUCGGUUUGUGUCAGUUUUAAAGGAGAGACCAUGAAUUUUUUGCAGCGUUUCACCUUGUCUUCUUAAUCGUAGCACAAAAGCGACGACACUCCAGAUGGUAUCUCUUUUCUUGGCUCGGAAUCUAUCUAUAUAAAUAGUCUUUCUUCUUACAUAUCAAUCAUUAUCCUUGUUUUUUCGCGGACAUUGAGGAUCGAUCCAUCAGUGGGACCGAGGACAGGACAUUUCCAUGGCCAAGAGUGGUCUUGUCUUGUACGGUGGUGCGCUGGUUCUCUUGUGUUCUUGUUUUGUGUUGACUCUGUGUGCUCCCGAGAGCGCUCUGAUUACUCAGCUUCCUGGGUUCAAUGGCUCUUUCCCUUCCGAACACUAUUCUGGGUACGUGACGAUUGAUCCGGACCAUGAGAAGCGCUUGUUCUACUAUUUUGCGACAUCGGAAGGGGACCCAUCGAAGGAUCCGGUGGUUCUGUGGCUAAAUGGAGGACCGGGAUGCUCGAGCUUUGAUGGUUUCGUGUAUGAGCAUGGAUGUUUCGAUUUUGAAGCAGCAAAGACACAGCAAAGCCUACCGCAUCUGCAUUUGAAUCCCUACAGCUGGUCCAAGGUCUCCAACAUUAUUUACUUGGAUUCUCCUGCUGGUGUUGGAUUUUCUUAUUCCAAAAAUUCGAGCGACUACAAAACUGGUGACAUAAAGACCGCUCUUGAUUCUCAUACAUUUCUCCUCAAGUGGUUUGAGCUCUACCCGGAGUUCCUUCCCAACCCAUUCUUCAUAGCUGGAGAGUCGUAUGCAGGGAUCUAUGUGCCAACUCUUGCGAUUGAAGUAGCGAAUGGUAUUGAUACUGGAGUGAAGCCCGUUCUCAAUCUCAAGGGUUAUAUUGUUGGUAAUGGAGACACUGAUGAGGAAUUUGACGGCAACGCUCUCAUUCCAUUUGCGCAUGGGAUGGGCCUGAUUUCAGAUGACUUGUUUGAGGAGGUUAAGAGGGAAUGCAAGGGGAAUUACUAUAAGCCACUCAGUUCAACUUGUGAGAGCAAACUCACAAAAGUUGAUCAGGAUGUAGGUGGUUUAAACAAAUAUGACAUCCUAGAACCAUGCUACCAUGGGCCAUCAACGUGGUCAGUUCCGGCUGAUAAUGACAGGUUACCUGCUAGCUUUAGGCGAUUGGGAGAGACUGAGCGACCUCUUCCUGUGAGAAAUAGGAUGUUUGGCCGUGCCUGGCCUCUUAGAGCUCCUGUGAGGGAUGGACGUGUUCCAACAUGGUCGGAGCUUCUCAAUAGCAACUCUAUUCCAUGCACUGAUGAUGAAGUUGCGACCACGUGGCUGAAUGAUAAAGAUGUCAGGAAAGCGAUUCAUGCAGAAGAGCAAAGCAUGGCGGGCACUUGGAAGUUAUGCACAGACAGAAUCUCAUUUUAUCAUGAUGCUGGAAGCAUGAUUAAGUACCACAAAAACCUCACUGCUAGGGGGUAUCGAGCACUCAUAUACAGUGGUGAUCAUGAUCUGGGCCUUCCCUACACCGGUACCCAAGCAUGGACAAGGUCUAUGGGGUAUAAAAUCGUGGAUGAGUGGUGGCCUUGGACUUCCAAUGAUCAAGUUGCCGGGUACCUUCAAGGAUAUGAAAACAACCUCACCUUCCUAACCAUCAAGGGAGCUGGACACACGGUCCCAGAAUACAAACCUCGAGAGGCACUGGAUUUCUACAGCCGUUUUCUGGCAGGAAAGCGGAUAUGAUGGGAAAGUGGCGUGCUUUUCAAUGCCCGUAAUUGCAGAAUAGAGAGCGGAGGGAGAGAGAGAUUCGGAGAAAUACUUUCUUCCAUCUCGUGCUUUUCUCCUUCCACCUCUGAUAUGAAAUCUGGAGGAACAUAAAGAUGUCAAUAGAACACAAAUUGUUUAUACAGAGGGACAACAAACGUGCAUUUCAAUUUCAACAUCAAAAUGCUUCGGCAGUUGUUCCCCGAAAGCGCACUGAUCUGCUGAUGCUGAAGCUAUCGACUGGACAUGAAACAGAACCGGUCACUCUGCUUGCAUUUUCUGGUAAUACAUUUAGGGGGCUAAUAUGAAGAUUCGUUCGAAA